AUGAGGGAGCCUGAAAUAACUAGGAACCCUAUCUAUAGGGUCAAUAGAGUUGAUAAUGAGUCUGAUAUCCUUAGGCGUCUAGAGGCCUUAGAGAUGAACCAAGGGUCAAACCAUACUAUGAGCUGUAUCAGUGAGCCCAGAACCUAUCCAUGUACCAUUUGUGGUGAUCAAACUCAUAUUGGACCUCAUUGUCCCCUGUUUUACCCUAGUGAAACUACCCGUGAUCAUGUUAGUGUCCUACAUGGUGGUAGGAACUCUAAAUAUGAGGGUCGACCCAAGUUUGACCCAUACUCUAAUACUUAUAACCCCGGUUGGAGACAUAACCCGAAUUUCUCGUGGUCUAAGGGUACCCAUCAGGGUGGCCCAUCUAGCAACCCACCACCAGGUUUUUCUAGGAACCAAGCUCAAGUCCAAGAACCGAGCCCAGUUGACAAAAGGGUGUCAUCUUUAGAGGAAAGUAUAAGACUCUUAGUUGAGGUUAUCACCCUUAGGAGUGGUAAAACUCUAGAGAACUCGGUAAAACCACCUAAGAAUAGUAGUCCAGCUGAAAAUGAGACCAUAGUUGACCAAACUUCAUCCAAAGACCCUAAUAGGCCUGAGAGUUCUAGGAGUCAAAGUGAGGAAGAUAUCCCUAAGAGAGUGUACAUACCACCUGCAGCAUUUCCUCAAAGACUCGCUAAGAAAAAGCCUAGUACAUAUGCUGAAAUCCUAGACAUCUUUAAGCAAGUUAAGGUCAACCUUCCCUUGUUAGAUGCAAUUAAACAUAUGCCGGCAAUGGCCAAAUUCCUAAAUGAUACGUGCACUGUCAAGAGAGAAGCGAGUGUCCAUAAAAAUGCAUUUUUGACCCAACAAGUUAGUUCCAUAAUCUCACAAAAGUACCAAGUCAAAUUUAAAGAUCCCGGUUGUCCUACUGUCACAUGUGUCAUAGGUAGCCAAGCAAUAGACAAUGAUCUAUUAGAUCUUGGGGCUAGUGUGAAUCUUUUACCUUUCUCGGUAUAUGAACAACUUGGAAUAAGGGAAAUGAAACCAACUAGGAUAACACUACAGUUAGCCGAUAGGUCAGUCAAAGUCCCACGUGGAAUUAUUGAAGACGUUUUGGUUCAGGUAGAAAACUUUAUCUAUCCAGUUGACUUUGUGAUUUUAGACACCCAUCCUGUCUCUAGUCAAGAUAUAAAUAUCCCAAUCAUCCUAGGUCGUCUGUUUCUAGCUACUGCAAAUGCAGUCAUACAUUGUCAAACUGGCCUAGUAGAAUUUUCCUUUGGGAAUCAGAAAAUCUCGGUGAACGUUUUUAAGGCGCUACAAGCCCCACCGGACCCUGAACACUAUGAGUCCAUAUGCAUGAUUGAUUCUCUAGUUGAGAAUACCUUUACCACUAAUAGUGUUAGCGAUCCUUUAGAGGCGUGCUUGGCCCACUUUGGAGCCUACUAUGAUGAGGAUAAACAUUUUGAAGAAUUUAAUGCGUUGUUAGAUUCCGCGGCAGUAAUGAAUUAUGGAAAAUGGCAACCUAAACGAGAACCUCUUCCACCGACCAUAGAUAAACCCCUCCCAUCAUCAGUUAAGGCACUCACCCUUGAAUUAAAGCCGCUACCAGAUACACUGAAAUAUGUAUUUCUUGGUAAUGAAAAUACUCUUCCUGUCAUAAUUGCCUCUGACUUAGAGCCCGAUCAGGAAAGUAGACUAGUUAGUGUUCUCUGA
Papaver somniferum (opium poppy) is the source of this 1695-nucleotide messenger RNA. RefSeq lists its product as uncharacterized. The record is from RefSeq and is a predicted model, not a curated record. Bases 1 to 1695 code for a protein of 564 amino acids. Lineage: Eukaryota; Viridiplantae; Streptophyta; Magnoliopsida; Ranunculales; Papaveraceae. The transcript is spliced from 2 exons.